This is a messenger RNA of Spinacia oleracea (spinach), 3134 nucleotides long. RefSeq lists its product as uncharacterized. The transcript is spliced from 13 exons. Bases 136 to 2694 code for a protein of 852 amino acids. The record is from RefSeq and is a predicted model, not a curated record. Lineage: Eukaryota; Viridiplantae; Streptophyta; Magnoliopsida; Caryophyllales; Amaranthaceae.
AAGAAAGAGGGGUUUGGUUUUUGAUGCUCAUAAUAAUUUGGAGAAAAAAAUAAAUAAGAAAAGGUAAUCGGAGACCCAGACCCUGUGAAGGGCAUUCGUUUGCUAAAUUGCUUGUUGUAGUUCUAUCAAAAUAAUAUGGCAUUUCACGUCGCUUGUCCAAUUACAUGCAAGCGGAUUUGCUUCUGUGCUUUAGGGUUUCCGGCUAAUUUGCACUCCAAUUCUGCAAAUUCUGAUUUCUUGGGGGAAAUUUCUCGUCUUCAAGACUUUUUGAAGGAUCCCUGGUUAAUUAGGGUUAAGGAUGGUGCUACCAUUCAAGUUCCUGUUCCUAAAGUUGUUCCGCCGCCUCCUCCACCGCCUGUUUCCGCCGUCAUUGAUGGUGAUGAUUUGGCCGCCGCUGAAGAGUUGUUGUCUGCUCAGACUAAGCGCGUCGCUUUGCAGAAGAAGGCUGCUGUUGCUUCUAUGGCCGCCGAGGAUUAUGCCAGGAGGUUUGAAUCUGGUGCUUUGGCGGAUACCAUCAAAGAUUCUGGUGUAGAGGAGCAGGGUUUAUCCAACGUGAAUGUGAUGUGUCGAUUGUGCUUCUCUGGUGAAAAUGAAGGGAGUGAAAGAGCUAAGAAGAUGCAUCCAUGCAGUAAUUGUGGGAAAAAGUAUCACAGGAGUUGCUUGAAAACUUGGUCUCAACAUAGAGAUUUAUUUCACUGGAGUUCAUGGACAUGCCCCUCAUGCCGUGCAUGUGAGGUUUGCCGCAGGACUGGAGAGCCAAACAAGUUUAAGUUUUGCAAGAGAUGUGAUGGUGCCUUCCAUUGUUACUGUAUGCAGCCACCGCACAAGAAUGUUAGUUCUGGACCUUACUUAUGCCCUAAACAUACAAAAUGCCACAGCUGCGGGUCAAAUGUUCCUGGAAAUGGUCUGAGUGUAAGGUGGUUUUUAGGGUAUACUUGCUGUGAUGCUUGUGGGAGAUUGUUUACAAAAGGCAAUUAUUGUCCUGCCUGUCUGAAGGUCUAUAGAGAUUCAGAGGCAACACCCAUGGUCUGCUGUGAUAUUUGCCAGCGCUGGGUGCACAUCGAAUGUGAUGGAAUCAGUGAUGAGAGAUAUUUGCAGUUUCAAAUAGACGGAAAUCUUCCAUACACAUGCCCAACAUGUCGUGGCGAGUGCUACCAGGUGAGGGGUCUUGAAGAUGCUGUGCAAGAGCUGUGGAGGAGAAGAGAUGAAGCAGAUCAAGAUCUAAUAGCAAGCUUAAGAGCAGCUGCUGGCUUGCCAACUCAGGAGGAAAUAUUUUCUAUUUCACCGUUCUCUGAUGAUGAAGAUGAUCUGAGUGCUGGGAAGGGUGAACAUGGGCGUGCUAGAUUCUCUUUGAAAAGUUUGGCCGAUUAUUCCCCUAAGAAGACCAAGGAUUAUGGCAAAAAACCAUCUAGCAAAAAAUAUGCGAAGAAAAAGGGAUAUCAGAUGUCUUUGGAUGGUAAAAUGGAGGUCAAGCCUGAAGAAUACAGUGAAACCCAGUUUUUUGGAUCUAGAUUAGGGAACAAUAAAGAGGCUUCACAACCACAUGGACGAGAUUUAUAUUCUUCUCCAGUUUCUGGAAGUUGCAGUCCAACUGACAGAAUUUUCUCCAAGGAACAAGCAGUUUUGAAGCACAAAUCUAUAGAUGAGGUUGCAGGGAACAAUGCGGACAGAAGAGCAAAUGUUCUACAGAUUAAGAGCAAGAAGAUUAAUGACACUGCUGUUAGUGAGGAUGUGGGUCAAGUUGGCAGCAAACCAAAGACUAUUAAGGGAACUAAGCUAGUUAUACAUUUGGGUGGACGAAAUAAAACCAUAACCGACUCUCCGAGGUCUGAUUCUUCAAGUUAUCAGAGGGAGCAAGAAUUGGUGACUCUAAGUGGAGGGAAUGAAGCAGUGAGUCAGCAUAGGGCAGGUGAUUAUCUGACGGAAAGAUUAGAUGGCACAUCAAACUCUGAUGAUGGUUACAAAGUUGACGGCGUUCACGAAAUAAAAGGGAAACCACUACGGGAUCGUAACAUAAUAAAGCUUGGUAAAGGCAAAUUUGAAGCUUCUGGCCCCCAGUCUCACAGGGGGAAUGGAUUGUUUGGUCUAGAGAGUUCACACGUCAUGUCAUCCAAAAGAAGCAAUGCAGCUAGUGAAGGGAUUCCAAACAAUGUAUCAAAGGGGGAAAAGGUUUCCUUGAGAAAGCAUCCAGAUAACAGGAAUGACAUUUCUGGUGAUAGCAAUAAAACUAUCCAGCCAGCAUCAUCUGUUGUAGAUGGUUCGCUUAAAGACUCCAGGCCUUUGCUACGACUCAAGUUCAAGACUCCUUAUCCGGGUUCCUGGGUUCCACAUAGUGAGGAAGAGAGAGGAUCUGUGAAGGGUCAACGCUCUAAAAGAAAGAGGCCAUCACCCUUGGUGGAAAAGCCUAAACAUCAUGAACAGGAAGAUGUGACAGAAUCACAAGAUGACAAUUUAAUGAAUGAAAUCAUGGAUGCUAACUGGAUUUUGAAGAAGUUGGGUAAAGAUGCUAUAGGAAAGAGAGUAGAAGUUCAUCAGCCAUCUGAUAAUUCCUGGCACAAAGGAGUUGUUAGUGAUGUUAUUGAUGGGACAGCAAUGUUGUCUGUUGAUCUUGAUGACGGAAGAGCAAAGACCGUUGAACUUGGAAAGCAAGGGAUCAGAUUUGUCCCACAGAAACAAAAGAGACUAAAAUCUUGAUUAUCAAGUAUAUAGAUCCAAGCUGAAGGUUCUCACAGUUUUGGUAGCAGGUGGGCUAAGGCCCAUAGACCAUAGUGCAUUCGUCUUCUCCAUUGUUUAGUUGGGGUCAUAGUGCAUUGAUUGCCUGCACCUAAGGGCAGUUGCAGUGAAUGUGGAAAUUUCGGGGCCUCACAUGGGUUCAGAUGAUAAUUUCUUUCUACCCUGAAAUGUGCAGUUUCUCUCAGGCUUUUCUGGUUUCUCAUGUCACCUUAAUUGGAUGAUACAGACUUAAUGAGAAACUAGUGUAGUGGGCUGUAGACUGCUGUUUUCCAGUGUUAUAGUCAGUUUUCCAGCUUUGUUGUAAAUGAUUAGGAAUAUGCAGGCCUCUGUAUCGUAGCUUAAGCUGACGGGUUGUUAGCUUGAUUUGUACACUUGGAAUAAUAACCUGUUUAAUUAGCUUA